Messenger RNA from Owenia fusiformis, 503 nucleotides. The record is from the annotation of a GenBank genome assembly. Lineage: Eukaryota; Metazoa; Annelida; Polychaeta; Sabellida; Oweniidae.
AAAUACCUGAUUUUGAUUGGUCCACUUCACCGGCAAGUCCCCGGAUGUGUCCACGAGUACGAGUAUAAAUCUCAAAAAUGGCUUUAUCGAGUGGUGUAUCGUUCACAGUCUCCAGUAUCCUAACAGUGAUUACAUUUGCUGGCAUGCAGGUGUACAGAAACCAGCUAGGAUCAACAGAGUUGCUCACCAUUCUUGGAGGCUUCCUUGGCAGUGGCCUUUUCAUACUUCUUCUCACUGCAGUAGGUAAUCUAGAAAGUACAUUAUUUGGAAGUGGAUUCCAAGCUAAACUUUUUCCUGAAGUUAUAUUCUGCCUAGCUGUUGCCUUGUUUGCAUCAGGGCUGGUACAUAGGGUCUGUGUGACAACAUGUUUUAUAUUCUCAAUGGUUGCCUUAUACUACAUCAACCGUAUCUCGCAGAACAUAUACGCUCCAGUUGUCAGUGCCACUCCAGUCAAGCAGAAGAAACGAUAGAACAAGAUCACCAUACAGAGCAAUGCAAAUACU